Lingula anatina is the source of this 867-nucleotide messenger RNA. RefSeq names its product arylsulfatase J. Lineage: Eukaryota; Metazoa; Brachiopoda; Lingulata; Lingulida; Lingulidae. The record is from RefSeq and is a predicted model, not a curated record. Gene Ontology annotation, molecular function: sulfuric ester hydrolase activity.
AUGGUGUCCGCUUUGGACAAAACGGUAUCUGAUAUUGUGAAGAGUUUGAUACAGCAGGGGAUGCUUGAGAACUCCGUGAUUGUAUUUUCAUCCGACAAUGGCGGUGCGCCAAAACAGGGCGCUGACAACGCCCCUUACAGGGGCAUCAAGGGAUCUCUCUGGGAAGGUGGGAUAAAAGUGCCAGUUUUUGUAUGGAGUAAACUGCUACAGAGACCGGGAAGAACCGCGCGUGACCUCAUUACCAUCACAGAUUGGUGUCCGACAUUGCUCGGAUUAGCGGGAGUAGAUGUUAAAAAUCUUGGAUUAGAUGGAUUUGAUGUUUGGGAUACUUUAAGUUCCGGAAAAACGGGUCACAGAUACGAGGUCAUCCAUGAACUGAUAUCUCCCUCGUCGUGGUACCCCCCUCGAGGACGCCCGCUUUACAACGACACCUUUGACACCACGCAGAGGGCGUCUCUAAGACGUGGAGAUUGGAAAAUCAUCACGGGGACUGCAGCUUUCGUCACAGAGUAUGUCAAUGGAGAACCAGUGGAACUUGAAAUUAUUGGAAUCGACCCCAGCAUCCAGAACGUGUCCCUUAGCAAGAACGUGUGGCUGUACAACAUUACUAAAGAUCCGUAUGAGCAAUAUGACGUGUCAGAAAAAUACCCGGAUGUAGUGCGACUCAUGUUGGACAGACUAGAAACUAUCCGGCAGAUGGCACCACCUACAAUAUGGCCCGGCCCAGAUCCAGCCCUAAAUGCAGCAACACAGAAUGGUGUUUGGGGUCCGGCUGUUUAUCCUACUAGUGGUUCCACCUCUGAAAGUGCUAAUCGUUACUUUUGGCUUUAUUUCCUCGCCUCAACGGCUUUUUAUGUAUUAAUGUGA